Molecule: messenger RNA, 475 nt
Organism: Laccaria bicolor S238N-H82
Lineage: Eukaryota; Fungi; Basidiomycota; Agaricomycetes; Agaricales; Hydnangiaceae
Exons: 4
Source: RefSeq, a predicted model, not a curated record
AUGUUGCCUAAGGAUCGUCCGAACCUGGCAAAUAAUACAAGGAUGGAUGACUUAUACCCAGGUGGAAGCAAUGAGUUUAGAUCCGAUGGCACUCGAUGCAAGCCGCCGCCAUCUACCAUGCACGGAUGGCUAGCAAAAAUGAGAGGAACUCUUCUUGGGGAUGAGGAUUUGAGGAGCAAGGGGAUGAAGGAAAUGCGAGACGCUCGAGCGUACAAGGCGGCCAGGAGGAAGAGGCAGCAAGCGAGAACUGGCCAGGGCCUCAUGUCGUUCUUCACCGUUGGCAGCUCUCGACGAACACACCCAGCUCGACAGCUCACAAGAGGCAGUCGGGGGAGCACCUCGACAAAGCCCCGACAAUUGACACGUAACCACCAAUCUAGCCACCAAUCCAGACCGUCAUAUAAGACCUCAAGGAGUUCAAAUACCACCCAACGCCCCACUCGAAUUACUCAGCCACGCCCUCGCCCCAGACCGA